Molecule: messenger RNA, 1044 nt
Organism: Xylona heveae TC161
Lineage: Eukaryota; Fungi; Ascomycota; Xylonomycetes; Xylonales; Xylonaceae
Exons: 1
Coding region: 1-1044 (347 amino acids)
Source: RefSeq, a predicted model, not a curated record
AUGGUUCCGGCGCGUUCAUCGUUUAUGGGCUUGAAUUUGACAUCCCAAUCAGAUCUUCCAGAAUGCAUGGCCUCAUUCUCCCUCCAAGCACCUCCUAAUACAGACCUCUGGCGCAAGCCCCCAGCACGAGACACUUCUACUGCGCCGAUUCUCUACACUGCAUUGCGGCGACCAUUCAUUGCGGCCGAGGUGACUGUCACUGCUGAUUGGGAGCUGGAAUGGGACCAAGGCGGUCUUGUCAUUUUUGCUGGGUUGCCGACAGGGCGCACGGAGCCCGUUCCGCCCUCGUCUGUAUCUCAUUCUGUCCCAGUCUCAGGUCCGGGGCGGAACGGCUCCAGCGGUAACAGCAAUAGCAGUAACAACAGCAGCAGCAGCUCCACAUUACGGAGCCGGGCUGGUAGUGCAGGCACAGCAGCAGGAACUGAGACCGCCAAUAGCACUACUGAAACAAGGACAACGAAUAACGAUUCAGCGCCAACCUCAACUUCACCGCCGCCCCCGUAUGUCACCCCAAUGCCUGCAGCGAAAUGGGUCAAAGCAGGCUUCGAGUUCUGCAACAACGCAGUACAUGCAUCCUCGGUAUGCGCCACCUCGGAUGGCGCAGACUGGGCCGUUGCCCCACUGACACAAUGCACCACCUCUACCCCUUCUGCUAGCAGUACCCGUAGCGGGUAUCCGUCCUCGGUCUCGGUCUCGGUUCCGCAGCACGAGCUCCGCGUCAAGCUCGAGCGCAUUGGCUACGCGCUCUGGAUCUACUUCCUGGACGGCUCGCUCGGGUGGAAGAAACUGCGCGAAGUGACGUGGUUUUUCUGGGGCGUGGAAGACAAGGCCAUACGCGUCGGCGUGUACGCGUCGCGGCCGGCUAAUUUUGGCGGCUUUGGUGGUGGUGGCGGUGCAGCAUCAACAUCUCAACGGCAUGGGCGCCGCAGGAAUCAUCAUAACCACGAUAAUUACUACCUGCACCAGCAGCAGCAGCAACAGUCCCAAUUGUCACACUCGCAAAACUGUUUAUUUGUUGAGUUUGACGAUUUAGAAAUCUAUUAG